UAACUGGUAAUACUGCAAAUUACUUAUCUACAAGAUACUGAAUUUAAAAGAAAUUGGAUUUGGUUAAAUAUAACUUUUUUAAAUGGCGAGUAUUGAUCUAAAAGAUCAGUAUACCAAGUAUACCAGUAUACUAAAAGAUCAGACCAGUAUACCAGUUUAUUCAAAUUACCAAGAGUUUUUUGUGUUUAAGUUUCGCCAAAUAUUUUAUAAAUUUAUUGUCAUGCCUUUUGGUUUUGGUCCUGCUGUUAUAAAUUUUACAAAGAUAAGUUAUACUAAGAUAAAGUUUCAUUUCCUGAGGUGUAAUGAAUACCUAUAUGUGGCAUAUAUAUAUAUAUAUAUGCUCCCUUUCUGUUGGGGGGAAUCAUUGUGCAGCUUGCCAGGAAAAUAUAAAUGUGACAGUAUCGUCUUGCUUUCAGCUUAGCGUUGCAUUUACUCCUGAACGCAUAGCUGAUUUAUGUGAGCAGCUUUUGUUUGCAUCCUCACCAAUCAUCUGUUUCUGUGCUAAUGUGAUUGGCACCAUCAUUGCAUCAUUUCAAGCUGUUCCCUUGGAGGCCUUACAUUACAGACUUCUGGAGCAUAAAGUUUUUUGCUUUAAGAUUUGCUCAGGGAAAUUUUGGUGCGUUUAAAGGCUGCUAACCUAGGAGUACAAUUAGAUAUCAUCUUGAAGUAUGGAAAUUCUACUUAAUACAAAUUUUAUUGCUGGGACUUUAUCUCUGAUGUAACUGUCAACCAGCUUGACGAUUUUGUUUGCAGGAUGCAAGGACAAAGUAGCUAUGCAUAAACUGCAAUAAACGUCUUCAGACAAGAACAAUUGUUUCAUGCUAUAAUUAUACUUUGAUUAUCUAGGCAAUUGUCAAGCCAAUUUUGUUUGGGCAAAAGUGAAUGAACACUUUCACUUUCAAGUUCAUGUUUUUCCUAAAGCAAGGUUUCCUGGCAACACACCAUGACACUAUUUUGUUUACCACUACAUCACCUUGAACCUUGAAGUCUCGUGCAUAUUGCGUAAACAACAGAAAGUUGGGAAAAAAAUUGAAAGAUUAAUCGAAUACUUACAAUGGUUACUCAGAAUUUUAUUUCCAAACCUUGUUAUUACGCAAUGUGCGUGAUAGCGAGGCUCACGAUUACGGAAUUCUAAUUUUCACAAAUAUGCACUGAGUAUUAGUUUUGUCACAGUUUUGUUGUGUUUCUUAAACUCGCGUUGUCAGGGUUAAUAUAAGGAAACUAAAAAGUUAUUAAUGCUUUUUUUUUUUAUUUAGGUAAAAAAAAGCGUAUACGGGUAAUCUCUGUUCGGAAUGACCACUCUUACACGCAGAGAUUUCUAUACAACAAUAUUUGCAGAAAAAUUUUCACCAUGUGGAAAUUACUUGGUGACUGCAGAUAUGUAUGGAAAAAUUUCUGUGUUCAAUAUAACUCAAGCAUUGACAGUGGAUAUUGCAAUUGAUUGUAAACUUCCUCUAAACAUCUUUCAAGCUCAUGAAAAUUCAAUCUAUUGUUUUGCUUCUACAGAACGCUAUUUAAUAAGUGGGGGCUCAACAAAAAUACACGGUUGGUUAUGGAAGGACAUUCUGCAUCAAAAGAAACCGACUCCUAAAUGGACCUUUACACCACCAUCAUCCAGUCCAUUUGAAACUCCUGAAGCGAACAGUCUUGUUGUGGAUCCAUCGACGGACUCUCUUAUAGUUGGUUGUGGAGAUAAUAAUGUUUAUGUGUGGGACCUCAAUACCGGUGAUUUAAAACAUACAUUGAGAGGACACGAGGAUUACAUACACUGUGUUGAAUUUUUAUCAAAAACAAAUCAAAUUAUCAGUGCAGGUGAAGACGGAUUGGUUAAAUUUUGGGAUAUGCGUUCAUGCAUGUCUGUAGAGCAGAUUGCUCCCAAUGAAUUGAGCAUGACGUCACGUAGCAGUGUGGGCAAAUGGGUUAGCUGCAUCGCUACAGAUAAGACGGAAGAUUGGCUGGUUUGUGGCGGGGCCGCCCAUUCAUCUGUUUGGCAUUUACGUUCAAAAACCGCCACAGCUGUUCUCUCAACGCCAAAGUCUUGCGCACAAGUUAUUAAAUUCGAAGACGAUUUUAUACUCACUGCGGGUACGGAACCAAACGUUUUUAAGUGGUCUAUAAAUGGAGAACUGAGAACAAAGUUUCCGACGUCACCAAAGUCGAUAUUUUCUUUGGAGGUCAACGAACAUUCGAAUCGUGUAUUAGCGGUCAGCGGAAGUUCACCGUACGUCGACAUCAGCACAAACUUUAAAUACAAAGCCUUCUCGUUAACUGUCAAAGGGUGAUUGGUUGUUCACAUCCAUUUUGAAAAUCAAUUCCAUUCCACGUAUGGAGGUUAACCGUAAAAUUUAACUCCUGACAAAUAUUUUGACAAAUAUUGACAUGUCAAACUUUGACAGCGAAGCAUGGAGUUUAGAACUGCACAAGUACAUACAGUGGAAAGUUGUUCCAAAAUAAAGUUGACAGUUUAUCCUCUCUCAAUAUAUUUUAUUUUUAUAAUAGGUGUGGAAGAUUUUAUCAGAAAACAGUUAAUGGAAACCAUAAAAAAGUCGCUCAAUUUGGUUUGAUCCCACGAAAGUAUCAAUCACACAAAUAACAGAUUUUUUUUUACAUUUUAAUGACUGUCUAUUUACGUUUUUUAUCCAUUGUAGUGUUUAAGAAUUGCUACCCUAAUUUGAUUAAUUUUCGCGAAGGCUUAUUUUGCGAAUCAGUCGUGUUGAGAUGUUUCGCGACGUA
Molecule: messenger RNA, 2733 nt
Organism: Hydractinia symbiolongicarpus
Lineage: Eukaryota; Metazoa; Cnidaria; Hydrozoa; Anthoathecata; Hydractiniidae
Product: THO complex subunit 6 homolog
Exons: 3
Coding region: 1293-2282 (329 amino acids)
Biological process (GO): mRNA export from nucleus
Cellular component (GO): THO complex; transcription export complex
Molecular function (GO): protein binding
Source: RefSeq, a predicted model, not a curated record